AUGACGAUUCGAGUCCAUCUUCUCCCGUACGCGCCGUCCAAAGAGGAGAAGGAGUUAUUCACGAGCGGUUUGAGAGGCGAAAACGUGCACAACAAGCGAGUCACGAAACGGUUUGAAAAUCUUCUCUCGAGAAGAGGAAUAGGAGAAGGGAAUUUUACAUCGAACAACAACAACGUCACAUCGUCAUCCAUAAUAGCCCGGAUGAACCCGUUUAGUACCGAUGAAAACAACGCGUCUUGUCUGGUGAGCUGCGAAGGGUCGAAAGGAACUUUACGAUUUUCGAAAAUCGAUUUUGACGACCGCUCGAUUGUACGAAAAUAUCAACUUCAAGUCGAGGACGAGGACGACGACAAUAAUACUAACGUUGACGAUGAAAAGAAAACCGGGAAGAAAAAGAGAGUGGUGAACGCGAGAGAUGUCGCACACUUUGAGUUCAUAGACGACAAUCAGAUCGUAUUCGCGCAGAGAAACUCAAAGAAUAUUCUCUACGCCGAGUUGACGAAAGCGGUGCACUCGCCCUCGCAAGUGUACUUGUUCGGCAAACACGAAAAUCCCGUCUCGUGCUUAGCGGUUAACGCGAAUUCAAAAAUUGAUAUCGUUGCUUCAGGAGCGACAGAUGGAUCCUUAUUCGUGCACACCAUCAAAGAUGGUAAAAAAGUCGGGUCGUGUCGAAGGGCGCACGAUGGAGAAGGCGGCGUGAAGUGCGUUUCGGUAGUUAGAGAGAUGGAGGAAGAGGAAGAGGAGAGCAACGGGGAUAUUAUCGUUGCAUCCGGCGGUACCGACGGAAUCGUCCGGAUAUGGAUCGUAGAUUCGGACAAUAUUCGCCUGAAAAUGUUGUGUAGACUAGAUAACGGAGUUUCGCCGAUUUCGUGCGUUUCCUUGAAGUAUUACAAAUCUUCUUCGUCUCCGUCUCUGUCGUUUGCGAGAAUUUUUGUUGGAUCGAGCAACGAGGGAACGUUUCGCGUGUGGAAAAGUACACUAUUCAAAUCUGGAGGAGAUAUUAAGAACGCAGAUUGGAGCGUCGAGCUUUUACAAAACGCGGUGGCAAAGCGGUUGCGAGGAAAUUUCAACAACUCCGUCGACGUUGAGUCUUGUUCGAUGAGCGAAGACGGGAGGUCUGUCGCCUUUUCUUCAAAUGGCGUGAACAGUGAAAGCGAUGUCGUCGAAAAGUCCAUACUACAAGUUAUGUGUCUGAAAAGAGAUACUAGUAGCGAUAAUAGCGAAGAGAAACAACAAAAGGAAGAAAAAUGGGUUACGCAGGCUGCAACUGAAGAUUUAGGCCCGCUUUGCGGUUUGCGCUUCCUCGGUUCUCAUCGACUCUUCGCACCGAGCAAAGAGAACGGAGUUCCACGAAUCCUGGACGGAAAUUUGAAACCAAGCAGGGUAGUGGCAGCGGAUGGUGUUACUUCAAAGCCAGUUACUAGAGCAAAACCUCUCCCGCAUCUUCCAUCCGCUGAUAAAGAGGAUGAGAUAAAGAGAAAGCAAACAACGAGCUCUUCGGAAAUAAAGAAAUACGAAGACGAGAGCGAGGAAGAAGAGGCAGAUUAUGACGACGACGGCGACGACAAAAGAUCAUCGAAAGAGAACGCAAGUAUUUCUCCACCAACGAUAAAGAAAGUAUCGUAUCCAUCAAUGUCAUUUUCGCCAACUGUAAACCUCGAGGAUAUUUGGAAUAGUUCGAAAAGAGAACCGCGAGUUUGCGACACCCGACGUUGGUCCCCAACUAGUCUAUUGCUGAAAAACGGACAUCCGACGCGUGUAGAUUAUUAG
This is a messenger RNA of Bathycoccus prasinos, 1770 nucleotides long. RefSeq lists its product with no specific name. Lineage: Eukaryota; Viridiplantae; Chlorophyta; Mamiellophyceae; Mamiellales; Bathycoccaceae. The record is from RefSeq and is a predicted model, not a curated record. The coding region runs from base 1 to 1770 and encodes 589 amino acids. The transcript has a single exon. Gene Ontology annotation, molecular function: protein binding.